AUGAUGCAGUCACUUAAUGGUUCUUUCUGCUCAGGACAUACGAAUUCUCUUGGUAUCAGUCGUUGUUUUAGUCCUUUACAAAAUAGGAAUGUUACGCAAUCAAAUAAAUCAGAAAUUAGUGGUCCUCAUAUCUUGUUCCUGUUGCCAUCAAGUUAUAAUAGUUGGUAUGGUGUUACCGACGAUUCUGAUUCUGUUGCAUCCUUGUAUAGACAGUGGUGCAACAAAGGUUGGUUGUGGUGUUUCAAUCAGAUUGAAAGUCGAUUUAAAGUCAGUGGUGAAUUGAAUACUAAGGAUGAAGAUCUUCUCCAGUUUCUUGUCCAUUUACGUGAUUAUGAUCCGUCAAUUUGUGAUGAAACAACUUAUUCAUGCAGUAAAAAAUUACUAGCUCGUUUGGUGGACAAGUCGAAAUCGCAUGAAUUCAACAGUCUUAGAGCUGAUGAAGAGGCGACUUCAAAAGUCAUCCAUCACCAGAAAUUCAAUAAUACUGAAUCGGAGAAGAGUAAUAUGAAGUCAUCACAACACGGUUCGCCAACAGAAAUAAAUGACAGUGAAAUUUCUACCCCGACAGUUUUCAAAAGUUCAAUUGCACAAAAACCACAGACAUUUGUUUCACCUUUAAUGAAGGUAAAUACAGUAAACCCCACAUCACCUUUGAAGGUUGCAAAUGAUAAAAGAUCAACUAAAACUGACAAUAGUGAACAGUCUGAUGCAGAACCUAUGCAAACGGCACGUUCUCCACAAAACUUCACUUCAUCCUCGUCAAUCAACACUCCCAUUUGUUCUCCUUCUAAGACUCCAACAGGUUCUAUUCAUCACAUCCUACCAACUCUUUCCUGCUCACUGGUCGGAUUUUAUAAUUCACUGCAAAGUACUGCUGGUGUACAGGUGUCACACACGGUUGCUGUUGACCAAACUCAUUCUUCCACUCAUCUCCAGGAUUCCUGUUUGUCAAAUUUGAUCAGCGUUUGGCAGACCUUGGUCAGUGGUCUGUCUUGUCAGUUAGCUGAGACCAAGGCUGAACUUAUGCGCACUCGGGAACUUAAUGAACAGUUAUCAAAGCAACUUAACCAAACUAGCAAGCAGCUAUCAGAGGCCGUAGACAAGUUUCUUGAAAUUGAGAAGAACAACCGGGUUAUUUCAAAGAAUCCUACUGAAACUCCUGUACCUUCUACUACAACUAGUGUACUUGAGACUCCUAUCGGAGAACUUUCAAAGGCUAUCACUGAACUUCGACAGUGGCUUCCAGAGGGUAUGGCAUCAGCUGCCUGUGCUGCUGUCAGUGCGCGCUUGACCACUGUUCAUGCAAAGUCGCUCGGUCAGCAUCAAUCACCGAGUCAUUCCGAAUCAUUCGUACAGGCAAACAAUACUGAAAAAUCACCUGAAAAGCUCAAAAGCAGUACUAUAGUUUCGUCAUCUAAAUCGCAGGAUGAAGAUGCAGAACAGUUUCCUGAGGCUUAUGAACCCACUAUGAACUUCAAACCGGUCUUAGAAACACUACCAGAUCUUGUCGAGUUGAAAAGUGGAGAGGAAAAUGAACAACGUUUAUUUUGUGAGCGUGCUCGCCUGUUUCACUGGGAUAAGGAAAGUGAGAGUUGGAAAACUAAAGGUAUUGGAGAAGUUCGAAUUCUUAAGAAUCUGAAUACUGGUAAAUGCCGUUUAGUCAUGGGACGUGAUCAGGUUAAGAAAUUGUGUGCAAAUCACUGUAUUACUUCUUCGACUAAGCUAUCUCCUUCUACGAAAGACCCAAGAAUGACUAUGUGGGCAGCCAAAGAUUAUUCCGAGUCUAUGGAGGGUGUUGAUGAAGUUUUCAUGAUCCAGUUCAAAUCUACUGAGACACUUAAUGAAUUCAGUCGAGUUUUUUCUGAAUGUACCGCGAAAAUCGAUGGCAAUGCGAUUGCAGAGUUUUCGUCCGAAGUUAAAUAUAAGUCAUUUGAGAAGAAUCUUCCUGUUACACAGUCCCAAGCACCAUCUGCAGCAGGUGUUCAGUUAACCUCUUCUGCACCCAAACCUCCGAUAACAGAAAGUAAUAAUAAAACACAAGCAUCGAAACAGGUGGAUUCGAUACUUUCAAAGUUUGCUCCUAAAUCAGGUUCUUGGGAGUGCCCCACUUGUUUACUAUACCAUGAUUCUUCAGUUAGUUUGUGCUCAGCGUGCCAAACUCCUAAACCUGGCUCUAUGGGAGAGGCAAAUAUCAUCACUUCUAAGGCUAAUACAUCUACACCACUUUUUGGAGGUUUUUUGAAAAGUGCUGGUGGUUUUGUUUUUGGACAUUCAAAAGCUUCUGAGUCUACUGUUUCAGUCACGGCAAGCACAACCUCAAUAACAACAACUACAACACCUAAACCCGUAUUUAGUUUUGUUUCUACUUCUCCUAAACUUAACACAAAUAUAUUCCCUACAACAUCAUCUCAGACAUCGUUAUCAAAGUCGUUUACUUUUACUUCUUCCGCAACCACUAUGACUAUCUCUUCAUCUUUUGGUCACACAUUCCCUUCUGUUUUCCCAACCACUUUAUCAACUAGUGAGACAAAGCCAGCAUUGCAAACAUCUGUUUCAACUACUACUACUAGUGGUCAGUCAGGGUUCACUUUUUCUUUUGGUGACGCUUUAUCUAAAUUGAAUCAAUCCAGUAAACUGCCAACUAGUGUUCCAACUCCUACUCAUGGUGAUAGUCAUGUUGACGAAAACGGUGACGAUGAUAAAGUAGAACUAGUAGAUGACUCAAAACUUACUUUUAAACCAGUGCUGGAAGUUAUACCUAAGAAGAUUGAAGUGGUAACCGGAGAAGAAAAUGAUGAAGUUAUCUUUUGUCGUCGUGCGAAGCUUUAUCGCUGGGAUGACAAAACUUGGCAUGAACGUGGAGUUGGAGACUUAAAACUACUUCGUUCUACUGUAACUGGUGUAAUACGUUGUCUAAUGCGUCGUGACCACGUUUUAAAAGUAUGUUGUAAUCAUGCAAUUGGAGUUGGCAUGCAGUUGAAACCGUUGAAUACUGGAGGUGGUCGUGCUUGGAGUUGGUGGGCAAUAGAUUAUUCUGAGCAGUCUGAUGAGGUUAACCAGACGAAUGAAACUGAUUCGUCGGUUUUGAGUGGAGGUAAACGUGAAACAUUUGCUGCUCGCUUUAAGCUUACUGAACAUAGCGAGGAAUUCCGUGCUCUUUUUGAAGAAGCUGUGCAAGCAGCUGAGAAUCGUUUGAACACAUCUCAGUCAAGCGAGAAAAAGCCUCCUAAGAAAGAAACAGUAGAUUUAGACCAACAGGAGGAGGAUACCGACUCUGAUGUUGUAGUCGUUGAACUUCCUUUAAAGGUGUCUAGCGAUCAAGUUUCGCAAGCUCGCAGACUUAAAUUACCGGAUGAAUUUUACAGUUACGAGAAUGGUGAGGUGACCGGUGAACCGGAGCAUCUUACAGCACAAGAAGAGGCGGAGGAGGAUGCACUAUUAGAAGCUGCUAUACGGGGUUAUGCAAAAACUACUACAGACCAGUCGGCUAGUGAUUGUUCUGUUACACCUACACAACUGUCUAAGCAGAGUGAUACUGAGAAUAAAGCAAUUACCGGUUUAUCCUCUGCCACAUACAUGUUUCAAAGCAAAGGCUUGAUUGAUUUUUCAGCGCUGAAUGCCGCUGUAUCUAAAGUUGACCAACCAACUUGGGGCUCUUCUACUAAAACAUCAGUAUGGAGUAAUGUAGGCGCACCGCUGUUCGCUAAACCUACUGGUGAAACUGACCAAAACGAAGAAGAUCCAUCUGGUACUGAACACGACCCACAUUAUGAACCGAUUGUUGCACUUCCCAAACUUGCAGAGACUAAAACUGGCGAAGAAGAGGAGCUUUGUAUUUUCCUUCGACGUUGCCGCGCCUACCGUUAUGUCGAUAAAGAAUGGAAAGAGCGUGGUGUUGGCGAAAUAAAAGUUCUUGUCCGCCCUCGUACCAUGCCAGCGGAUGCUCAUUAUGGACCACGCGAUGUUGUCCCACUAGAAUAUAAAUUAACUGAUAUAGGACGGGCACGUAUUCUGAUGCGCCGCGAUCAGAUUUUGAAAUUGUGCUUGAAUCAUCCUAUAAGUGUUGAUUUACCUGUGUUGAAACCAAUGAGUCAAUCUGCUAGUGGCAACAGUUUAUGUUGGGUUGGUGAAGAUUACAGUGAAGGUUCUGGGAGUCUUGAAACACUAGCAGUCCGAUUCAAGUUUGAUACGGAUGCUAAUGAAUUUAAAGCUGCAGUGGCGCGAGCGCAGUCGGCACUGAAGAGUUCAUGAUCUUAAAAAGGUAAAUACGUGUAACAAGGUUAGAAUUUAUGCUAAGUUUAUGUGUUGCAUAGAUAGACACUUCUGUUUGGGAUAAAUAAGAUUUGUUCUUUCUAAGGUAUUGCUAUUGGAGUAUGUAGCGCGUUGCAUGAUAUCUAUUCACGGUUUGAAGUGAUAUCUCGUCACUCUAACGGGUCAUUAUAGACCAGUUUUAUACAAUUUAUUUGUCACUAUAUUUUCUUUUCCAGUCUACCAUUUGUCCGAAUAACU
Heterobilharzia americana is the source of this 4509-nucleotide messenger RNA. Lineage: Eukaryota; Metazoa; Platyhelminthes; Trematoda; Strigeidida; Schistosomatidae. The record is from the annotation of a GenBank genome assembly.